AUGAGUUCAACGACGUCUUCUUCCUCGGGCUCUUGCACCACCCGCGUCUCCACCCCGCCUUCCUCCGCGCCCGAGCUCGAAACCAACGACUCAAGGUCACUUCCACCCGAGCCACUACGCCUAGAGCUUUUCAGCAAAUUCGCCGUGAGGCCCAUCACGAUCCGUAACUCACGCGGCGCCGAAUUCCACGUACCGCGCCAGCUCCUCGCAGAAGCAUCGCCGCUGAUGGAGAAUUGGACGGCCCCUUCGCCCGGGCGCAAAGACCCGGUGUCCAUCAUAGAAUUGCCGACGGGCGAAAUGGUCGAGACGUUGCUCCGCCUGUGUCACCCCCUCGCGCCCGCGCCGCACUUCCCCACCCUCGACGCGAUGAAGGGUGCCCUCACUCUCGGCUGGGAGUACGAGCUGCGCGGGGGCGCGCGCGAUCGUGUGGCACGGGCGCUUGAGCCGUGGCUCGAGACGGAGCCCGUGCGGCUGUACGUGUUUGCGGUGGAGGAGGACAAGCUGGAGUUGAUGGCGGUGGCAGCGAGGGCGAGCCUGCGCCUCGCAGGCACACUGGCCGACCACGAGGAGCUCGACGCUAUCAGCACGCGUGCCUACCGCCGUCUCCUCACCUACCGCGGGGCGUGCGCUGCCAAGAUGGCCGAUAUUGCAUCCUACGGGGCCGUGGACGACCGGAAAUGGGACAGUGGAAUGGAGGAUGCCCUCAAGGAAGCCGGGCGGUGCAGCUCAAAGGGUGACGAGCGAUGCGGAACGCGCGCGUGGAAGGACCUGCCGGGUUUCCUGGAGGAGCUCGCAAGCGAGGUGGACCGGCGGAUCUCGGAGCUGCGCUUCCCUGGUAUCGGUUUUGUGGGCUAUCCUGACUGUAUCGGGGAAGGAGACCAUCCGCAACGGAACCGCUCGAUGCGGAUGGCUUGA
Messenger RNA from Trametes versicolor FP-101664 SS1, 915 nucleotides. RefSeq lists its product as uncharacterized. Bases 1 to 915 code for a protein of 304 amino acids. The record is from RefSeq and is a predicted model, not a curated record. Lineage: Eukaryota; Fungi; Basidiomycota; Agaricomycetes; Polyporales; Polyporaceae. The transcript is spliced from 5 exons.